CAGUCUUCCCUCGUGGCCGAUCGCCGCGCGCGCAGUGUACACGGCAUAAAAAUAAGUCUGCGCCUGCGCACUUCAACCCAUUUAUAAUUAUUAGUAAAUCGCCGAACGGGCGUACGACUGCCGCGCUUUGCUAUCGCUCGCAAAUCAUAAAAUUCAUACGAUCCAUAUACGAAGUGUAUCUUUUAUCUCGACAGUGUUAUUGUAAAAAAGAAACGCAAACGCUCAACGUCGUAUUAUACCAUUCAUAGCGUCAAUUUAGUCACAGUGGUAGUGCCCGGUGUCGCGAACUAUUUACAAAACGAUUCAGUGCUCGUGUGUGUGCGUUGUUUACUGCCCUUUGCUUAUCAGUGAUAAAAGUGCAAGUGUUUAUUUCACAUUAAGAUGCCGGAUAAACCGAAGAGACGUAAGAAUAAUAGAAAUAAGAGAAGAAAUAAAAAUCAAAAUCAAUCUAACAGUAAUAUACAAAUUGUUUCUUCUACGGAGAAAGUUGAAGAUAUUUCAUUGAGUCCACCGAUUGCAAGUCAGAGUGAUGUUAGCGCAAAAACAGAAGAAAUAACCUCAAAUAAAUGCUCGGAGGCAACUGAAGAAAAUAUUGGUGAUGAUAAAACACAGAAAUUGUUAUCAGGCUUGCUUGUUUCCGAUACAAAAGAAAUAAAACAUGAUACUGAUGAUUUAAAUACUCAAAAAAGUGAAGCUACGGAAGAAACAAUAAAAAUAACUGAAAAAUAUAAAGUAGAAUCUCCUGAAAAGACAAUUAAAGUAAAAUCUAAAUUAAAAAAUAACGUAAAAAGUAAAAGUGUUGAUAAUGACGAUCAACCUACUAUAGUAGAAAUUUCAGAUGACGGAGAAAAGUGUGAAGCCGAUAGUAACUUAGUCAUUGUUGACGCUAGUAAUGUUUUAGUUGCUGAAGUGGAGCCUAAUAUUGAAUGGGAAAAUACUGCCGACCUGGAAGAGUUAAAAUCCUUAAAACAAGAAGAUACUGUACCUGGAGCAUUAUCUAUUACAACGAUACCCCUUAAUGUAGCACAAUGUGAACUAACUAAGUCUAUGAGCCCUGAGGAAGAAAGAUGCUUACGCAAAUAUCUGCAAAGUUUGGAUUUAUCAUCUAAUCAAGGCAUAGAUCCCAGUUGUUUGGAAAUUAAAGCUGAAAUAGAACAAAUGGUUGAACGUGAAAUUAAACAACGCUUAAGAAAAAAAGGAUUCGCUGAGGAUAAUUUUAUUCCUAGACUUGGGCCACCCAGAUCAUUACAUGUCAUUGAUGAAGAAGUUAGUGGAGAAUCAUCAGCUACAUCACGCCGUCAUUCAUAUUUAAACGAAAAUAAAAGUGACACGGACGAGUUAGAUGACGAUGUUUUCAAAAUAACGUCUGAUAGUAAAAGUAAAUUUAGCACAAAUAAAGGCACUAAAAUAUUUACAAAUCUUAUACCGCAAGAGUGUAUACGUGUAGGCGCUCAAAUUAAAGAUCCUGAAAUUUCUGAAGCAAGAGGGGCUUGGUCCACAAAACAGUUAGAAUCAGUGACCGGAGCAGAAAUUGUUUAUUUAACGGACUCAUCCAGUAGUACUAGUUCUGCAUAUGAUAUUAAUGAUAUUGAUGAAAAUAACGAAGAAAGCGACGUAUCCGUUCGAAUAAUAACUCCAACUAUUGAAGUAACAGAUACAGAUACGUUUCUUAAAAAUAAUUUUAGGUCAAAAUCUGAAAACUCUAAUGAAGUUGAGAAAAUGAUAUUGUCUGAUAAUAGCGUCCAUGAAAUUAAAAAUGACUCUAGAAAUAACAUUAUAGAAACAAAGCAAGAUAAUUCUUUAAAUGAAAUAGACGGCCACGAGAUAGUUGUUUUAUCUACGGAUGUUUUAAACACCGAUUUAUAUGUUAAAGAAAUUGAUAAUUAUGAACAGCAAGAAGAACCUAAUGCGCUAGUUUUUAAAAAUCAAAACCAUGAAGAUAACUCACAUGUAAAUAAUGAUUUUAAAGAAAACAAUAGAUCUGAUCUUGAAAUAAAAGUUUUAAAAUGUGAAUUAAAUGAUGCAAUAAAUAAUUUAAUAAAAGAAGUUAUUUCCGAUUCAGAAAGUGUCAAUGAUAACUCAAAUGAGCCACUAGUUCGUCAGGAUUCAUCUAGUAGUGUAGGUUCUUCUCAAUGCACUGCGAAAUAUAACCCAAAAUGUUCUUCUCUCAACGAUAUUCCAGGCAAUGAAUCUGAUGAGUUCAGCACAACAAACAAUGAAUUUAAACAUUUAGAAGAAAUAGAAAGUCACGUUAAAGACGUCAUUGAAACUAUCAAAGAUAAUUCUAUGAAGGGUAAAGAUGAAGCACAAGCCACAGACUUAAAAACGCCAUCUUUGCGAGAUUUAUGCUUAGGAACAAUAUGUAAAUUACCUUAUGGUGAACAAAUAUUGGAAGAAUUGGCGAAUGUAUCAGAACGUUUGCAAAAAAUGAGUGAUAUUACAUUGGAAGCCAAUAAAUUUCGGGAGUCAACAGACAAAGUUAGCAAUAAAAAUGAAUUACAUAAAAAGCCAUCUCCAAAAACUUCUGUAACAGAGUCAAAAAUCAAAGCAGUUCCUCCACCGGUGCAACCUCGAAAUUCAUCUUUAAGAAUUAGUCAUGAUGAAUCUCAAACUAAUACAAAAUCAGUUUCUAUACCAUCUCGCGUUUGCUUAUCACCAUCUCAAAAAAUGUUGAUGGAAAAAACAAACACGUUUUCAGAAAAAGAACAAACAGAACACAUAAAUAAUGAACACAAGAUUUCCGUAGAUUUACGUGAUAAAGACAAAGAUAGCAAAGAUAUUAUUAAUGUUCCAUUUAAAUCGCAGACUGGAAGUCGUCUUUUAGCAUUAUUACGUCCAUCAUCAAUGACUGACUCAAAGGAAAAUAUUACAAGUAACAAUAAAGUGUGGAACGGUGGUAUAAACAAACUAUCAUCUUUGUCUAAAAUAAAUGUAAAAGAUGUGAAUGAUACCUUCACCAGAAGCGACGACGAAUCUAAAAGACCGUUUAAGUAUGAUCAUUCUAAUUCAUUCAAACCUAUACCACCCCCUAAACCAAAAAAAUUUUCAUCAUCAUUUUAUGAAUGCAAUCAGUCAUCUAACUUUAUAGAAAGUUCACUUAAAUCUGUUAAAAAUGAGAAUAAAUAUUUCCACUACUCAACAGGAAAUUUAAGUAAAGAGAUAGAAGAUGAUAUCUCUUCUAUUCAAAAUAUGCACCGACAUUAUAAUGAUAUUUACAAAGAAGCGAGAGAUGAAUUUUAUCCGCGGCGACCAUCCUUACCUAAAGAUUUAUGUGACCAACAAAUGGAAUAUAUACUCAGAAAGGAGAAAGAAGUCGAAGCUGAAAUCUAUAGAUUAGAAAAUGAUCGUGUUAAACCACCUCAAAGAAGAGGUCCUAGAGCACCGAUGAUAUUAGAUGAAGAAGCUCAUGAUAAAUCUUGGCUUAAUUCAAACACACACAAUAGUAGACAGCUUUAUGAUAAUACGUUCAUAUCAAAAUCUACUCCGAAAAUGGAAAGCGGAAAAUUAUCGUCUGCUUUUAGUAAAAGUGAAGAAGAAUUAGUAAGAAACAAAAUGUAUUCCGAAUAUGUAAAUCAAAUGGCUGAGAGAGAGCAACGGAAACAACAAAAAAUUAUCAAAAUUACUAAACCGCCACAUGCUCUGAAUAAUAGCACAUACUCCAAAAGUGAGUCUGAACUGAAAUAUUUUGAACAUAAAGUAAAUAAUCGCAUUGAAAAAGAGUUUAUCGAUAGAGCUAAGGAAAGAUGGAAUAAACUUGGUUUUAAAGAUCCUGAAACAGAGGAUGAAAGGGACAGUGAUAAAAAUACAUAUAGAGAACCAAAAGUGAUUGAACACAAAAUUAAAGUGAUUGAUUCGGGUGAAGAAAAAGACGUGAAAAAACUUCCUAAUCAUUUGCAGGACUUUGUGAACUUUACAGUGAAAGAUAAAAAUGAUAAAAGUAGCAGUCCUGAAACCGUCAUGAUUGCGCCGACGUUCAAAGCGCGCUCUACCUCGCCAGCGGUGUGGAAGCCGGGGGUACCACCGCCGCCUGCGGGCGACAGCGGCGCGAGCGCGGGACACCCUCCCCCGCCCCCGCCGCCCCCCGUCUGGACCCCCAACAGCGCUUCGGCAUCACCGCAGACUCAACGCAAAACCUUCCGACCGGUACACUUCGAGGAAUCACCACCAACCCGCCGAAAAUUUGAUGGACGUAUGAACAGCACAGAGCAGAACGGCACAGCUGGUUUGGAAAGCGAGAGCCGGCUACGGACCUCCCAAAGCGCGCCUGCGACUGGACUGAACCUUCUCGGCACUUCAAGUAGACUGCCCAAAGCUCAGAACCCUACCGUCACCUUGUUGCAGAAAGCGCGAGAGGGCCAGCUGUCUCGAGCACCAACGUACCAGCAGCAAGACAGAGACGCUCGUCUUCCGCGCGACAGACCAUCACCUCCUUCUGGCGAUCCAGUGCACGCAUUACGCCGCGGGUACGUGAGUGAGGGAGAGGGCGAGAGGAGAGCAAGGGACAGCGAGCGUAAGAUGUCGGAUGCGCAGAAGAAAAUCGACGGAAUCGGACCAAUCACAAAAGACGGCAUGCCUGUUGCUCUACGAUCUGAAGUCAAAGACCCUUCACGGUGGUACAAGAAAAUGUACGACACAAUACACAAAAACAAAUACGAUAACGAUUAUGUGACAAUACGAUACAAAAGCCGUAGAGACGAGCCACAAAGAGUGAGCAGCAGUAGAUCCCAGUACGCGUACUUCGACCCGCGCUCCGGGUACCUCAGUGAACCGGAGGGCGGCGUUGGCCGGCUCGCUACGGGCACGUGGAGCGACGCGUACGAUAGCGAUGCGGCAACAGCGCCUCGACGACGAACCGCUUCGGUGCAAGAGGAGCGCCGGAACGAUAUGUACAUGUCUAAUAACAAAUACAGCACAUUGGCAUCUACGAGAGCUAGUCAAGAAAUACACAAAGCACAGCCUGGGAAAAUUGAAAACUACACGCCUGGUAAAUCCUCUGUAGUGGACAAAGAAGCAAAACAGCAAAACAAAUCAAGUACAACGUCGCUGCCUCCAAAAGAAAAGAAAGAUAUCACAUCGACUAUAUUAUCAAAGUCCAACAUGGCAAGGGCUUUAAAAGAAUCUGGAUACGAGUCUGACUCGACGCUGAUCUUCAAGAGACACGAAGACACGGAGGCUCCGCUGUCCCCAGCGGAACGCCGCGCGGCUUAUAGAGACUUACAAGCUGGGGGCGAACCCCCCUUACGGGGUUUCAGGUCUCCAGCUCCUCCAAGAACAGAGGAAUCUGAAAUCGAAUACAUUCCAAUAUCGUCGACGUUGACUAAAAUCAGAGUCCACAAAAAAUCUCCUAGCCUGCAUGAAGUUAUCUGCUAUCCUAUAACAAGUAUAACUACGGACUUUCUAAGAGAUCAGAGUAAAAAUGAAAAAUGUUUUGCUAAAGAAGAAGGAUUAACACCUCCUCCACCGCCUCGAAGAAUAUCUUCAAGAAGUUGCCAUACACUGAAACUUGUAACAGCAAAACCGAAGGCCGUUUCUCCAAACCGUACAAAAGUACCUUCUAACGUAGAUCUAAUAAAAGAAAAAAUAAGUAACAAACUAAAUAGACAAAAUACAGUAAUUCUCAGACAUCCGUCUGAUUCUUUUCUCAUUGCAUCUUCGUCAGCACCUCCGGCUUUGACUAAAAAUAAAAGCAUUGUCACAUCAGGUGUACAGAAACCUCAAAAUAAAACUAUGGAAAGUGGCAGUAAAACAGUCGGUACAAGCAGCUUUGGCUCAUCAAGAAAGACUAUGUCCCCAAUACAAUACAACACAACAUGUCGCAGUAGAUGCGGAGGGUCAUCAAUAGUGAUUGAAGGCGGAGCAGGUAGAAAAACACCAAUAACAAAUAUAUUAGAUAAAGUUACACCCAUUGAUAAACUUUGGGGAUCACAAAAAAGAAAUGAAAGAAUAGAUAUAUCUAAAUUAAGAGCUAAGAAUGCAGAAAAAGGUAAAAUCACUUCAUCAAGGAUCGUUAAUAAUAAACCAAUAAUUACUUCUACAAAAUCACCCAUAUCGCUAGGUGUAACACAUAAAAGUCGUGAUAUGGUCCGUACCUCGGAAAAAAUACAAAAACUGAAAUUUGUGAAUGCUUACACCCAAUCCACACCUUGUUUAGUUAAUAAAAAGGACGAUCGCCAACCCAAAAUGAAAACAAUUUCAAAUAUUUCUAAAUCAUCUUCAAACAUUUGCUCACUGGUUAAAAAGUCGUCAAAUAUAAAGUCGCCAUCAAUUAAUCAUCUAAAAAAGAAAAAAUCUCUGGAAACUAUUACCAUAAAACCCAAGAGUCCUAAUCCCGGUCAAUCAAAUAAAUAUAAAUAUAAUUCACCACAGAAAUCUUCAAAAGACAGUAGUAAAAAGGAUUUAACCAUGUAUAAAAGCAAAAUAUUGUAUGAUAAAGACACAUGUAGUAGCCAAUUUGGAGAUGAUACAUGUGAUAUGAGAAGGGUAGAAAAUCCUAAAAGAAUUAACUCUAAAGAAAUAAAAAAAACGCAUGAUGCUGUCAUGACAAAUUCAUUUUUUCAAAACUUGUUUUGUAGAAAUGUUAAUUUUCCAGUAGUCAUAGAUACAAGCGUUAAAAGUAACGUAAAAGAAAAAGCUAAAUAUUUUCUAUCACAUCCAGAUUAUAAUAAUAUAAACGCUUUACCUAGCGCCUUAAAUACAUAUUUGAUACACCGAAAGCCCGUAUCCCUUUCAAAGUUUAAAAUGUGGGACAAAACUUCAAGCCCUAUCAGAAGUCAAAGCCCACGGUCAGUAUCAUGGCCGGGUAGAAUGGAUGGAACAAUUCGAAAAUUCGAAAGUUUAGUAAACUAUAGUGAUAAGUUUGGAUCAUCUUCAUCAUUAUCUACAGUAAGGAGUAAGAGUGAACCUCCGGCAAGCAAAUUAUAUUUUUCUCAAACAUCCCGACCCAAAUCCCCUGUUGUAAUAUUUCAUAGAAAAGAUAAUGAUGAAACUCCACCAAUGGAAUAUUACACUUCGAUACGAGAUGCAACAAGUCCACGAAGUAUUGUUUAUACAACGGCACAGAGAAAAUCAAUUUCUGCUCUCAACAAAAAUGUAAACAAAGGACCGGCACGAUCAGGUGAUAUUAUUCGCCCUCUUUCCCCCCAUGCUAAUCAUUUUUCGCAUCAAUAUAUCGAUUCUAAAGCAGAUUAUCAAGACCUCUUUACCCCAUCUACAAUUUUCUUUUCACAAACCUCAAGACCUGUUUCACCAAAAGUUGUGAAACAAUCUGCCAAUCUAAGUAGAAGCCACUCUACCUCACCAAUACCAAUACGAUCACCAUCGUACAGAAGAAUUCACAGUGCUAAAACACAGCAUAAAAGUAUGAUAGAAUCAAGGCCACGUAGCGUUGAUAGUUCAAAUAAAGUAAUAUUACCUCCACUCAAAUCUAAAUCUAAAAGUGACACAAUUGCUCAGUGUAACGAUCCUGAAUAUGAGGAGUAUGUAUAUGAUAUACAAAAUGCAAAAAAAAGAUCUGAAAGAUUUCGUGAAUUGAAUAGAUAUUACUCUUAUCUUGAAAGGGUUGGUGAACUCGAGAAAUCAACUUCUAUCAACGAUUUGCGCCACAGAAAAAAAGAUGAAGAAAUUAUUGACUUUGAUAGAUGGAAAAAAAUUCGUGCUAUAGAAAGAGCUGAAGAAGAACUAAAUAAUUUAUAUGAAAAACUUAAAAUUGCUCAGAAUGAAAAGGAUUUCUUGUUUUAUCCAAGAGAUGUAAAAGAUUUUCGAUGGAAUUGUGAUAAGGAAAGAGGUCUCAAAGUAAAAGAAAAAUCAGUUGAAGAUCUAAAGGAUGACUUUCUACAGAAAUCAUUACACGAUUCUCAUGACAUAGACCAAUUUUUAUUAAAAGAUGUAUAUAAACCUCUAUGGAGAGGAACAAGUGUAGCAGAAACAGCAAUUAAUAUAAACAGAAAAAAUAAUCAAAAUGAGCCUGUUAAGUGCAACUCAAAUGUUAAACACGUAAAACAAAGCAAAGAAUUAUCAAUCGGUGAUCUAAGAAAGAAAAUUGGCAUCGGUAAUCGUCUUUGGAGUAGUUUAUCUUUAGAUCAAGUCAAUGCGUUAAAAGACCAACUCAAUGCCAUUUAUAGCAAAGAAUUAGAGUCUAAAUCUAACAAAAAUUUAGACAAAUUUACAAUUGAAGUCAAAGGAGAAAGGAACAAUUUUAACUCAAAUUUACAUGUCAGAUGUAGCUCAUUGAACAAUGCUAAUUCUCCAAAAACAAAUAAAAUUACCAAAUCAGAAUCAAUCGCGGGAAUUUGUCCCGUUACAACGGAUAAAGAAAUUAAAAAUAAUGUCAAUAAAAUGCAAAUGGUACUAAGUGAAAAUGAAAAGAAAAUUAUAUCUCAAACAUUGAGUAAAGAAGUUAUAAAAAGAAUCAAUAAAGAAACUACCAAUCAAUCGACAAAUAAUGAACCUAAAAAGUAUGAUGAUGAAUCAUUAAUUCAAAUGCCAAAUAACAAAGAAACAAAUAAUGUUUUAAAUAAAUUAUUAGACCAUAAUAGACAUGUAAUAUAUGCAUCAGAAAAGGAAGAACCUACUCAAUCUUCUGCCAGCGAAACGGAGACAGGUGGUUCUGAUAUAUCUAACACAACAGUUAUAUACGUAGCCCCAAAAAAAGAAGUUAAGAAAAAGGUAGAAUAUUUUGAAUCUGUACAAAAUAUGCCUACUAAGGAUAGCAUUCUAAAUAGUACAGAAAGCAAAGCAUCCCAAGCAAAUAACACUUUAUUAGAAAUAAACAAAGAACAAAUACCACAUUCACAAUCAUGUACGAACAUUAAGGAACUUUUUGGUGAAAGCGAGAAAAAUAAAUUUUUAUCAUUGCCUUCAAAACCUGACCUAAAUUCAAGAUCACCUUCGCCUUACUCCGAGUUAUACAUAAACGAUCGACGUACGCCUGACACGCUACGUUGCUCUAGUGACGAGACAAUCUGGCGAAGUCGAAGCCCGUCGCCCGAUGCGGAACGAUACUGGCAAGCUUACUUUAAACUGGCGCGUGUUGGGGAAGUUCGCCGUCUAGCGCGACGCUUCGAUUCACCCUCCAUGGUCGGAGGAUUAAGACGACAUCGUAGUGACCCAGAAAUAACUAGAAACGAUAUUAAAAACUGCCUUUGCGCCGAAAAAUUAGGAAAACAAAGCGAAUCAUGUAAAACAUCAUUAACAGUAGCGCGAGUACCUCUUAGGUCUAAAAAUCGCUUUAUGCCUCACAUUGACAUAAUAUCAAAAUUAGCCGCGCUUCGGAGGCGAACUACGCCACGUUCUCGAUCGGCUGAAGAAGCGUUUGAAUGUCGGCCUGGAGAAGUAGAAAGAAUUCGAAAAAGGUUCGAAGUUAUGUCCAUUCUAGGUCAAAUCUAUAACUCUGCCCCUGAUGUGAGUGAACUGAAAGAUAUAGCACCAUAUUUGGAAGGAUCUUGGAUUGCACAUCAAUAUCCAAAACCGAGUGAUAACAAUAGAUCUAUUGCGGACCCGAAAACUUACGUUCGAGGUCGAUUAUCACCUGUAAAAAAGGAAAUUAAAAAAUCAGUUUUCAAGGAACCAUUGAAACUAAGUUCUAUUUUAAAAAGUGAUACAAUUGAGGGCCAGCAGUUUGACCCGUCAGUACACCGGCCGAUCAGCCGCUAUGAGCCACCCCGUGCGCCACCCCGCCCACCACCAGCUGAGUGGCCCUACAAACUAGCAUCGUUUGUCACACCACGAAACACAGUCACAUUUAAAGAAAACGAUUCUGCGCCGGAGCCACCGCGUCGAAUGCAACACAGCAGCAUCUCCGAUUCAGAAUCUCCAAGCCGGCGCUACGUGGAAAGCGACGUAAACAUCCACUACCGAUGCCCGGUGCGGCACGACCCGCUGCCGCUCGUGCCGGAGCGCGAGCUGGCCAGGCAACAGGCGGAGCACAUGAAACAGCUAUAUAGAGAGCAGAAACGGAAUAAGUAUUUACAGGAGAAUGACUAUCACGACAUCGACAUACAAGCGUUCGAUGCAUCUAUAAAGGAGCUUCAAGACAUGCAGAAUAGACGUCAUCAAGACAACUUCAUGCCUUCACAGAAAACAGUAGUACCUCUGAAUCGUUAUGAUGAAGCAGACAGAAUUAUUGCCAGAGCAUUAUACACAUUUAAUGGUCAAACAGCCAGAGAAUUGAGCUUUAGAAAAGGAGAUAUUAUUCACGUAAGACGACAGAUAGAUAACAAUUGGUACGAAGGCGAAAUUCAUGGCAGAGUUGGACUGUUCCCGUACAAUUAUGUCGAGCUAUUAAAAGGCGAUGUAGCCCAAUCACCGAAAAAGCCCUUGAUCCUCGAAGGUCGAGCUCGAGCGAAAUUCGAUUUCACAGCGCAAACUAACCUCGAGUUACCGCUGAAGAAAGGAGAAUUAGUGGUUCUCACUAGGCGCAUAGAUCACAACUGGUGGGAGGGUAGACUCGGAAAUAAAACCGGAAUAUUCCCCGAUAGUUAUGUAACUAUACUACAGGAACCUAGUCAAAGUAAGCCUGAACCACAGCCAAUACUUUCCACGGCGAAGCCAGUAGCAUCUCCCGCAGCGCACGGGCUCGUGAACGGCGACAAGCGCAGUCUCGGCGCUCACAGCUACACGCCGCAACCGAACAGCCCCGCGCUUGGCAACGCGCCCCCUGCUACACAACCGUUGUUAGGUUAUCCAACAAAACGCCCACAAUCAGCGACUCCCGGCGAGCGAGGCUACAGCUCCGGCGUCGACCUCAACAACACCGAGCCGCUGUACGUCGAUACUAAUGCUGAAGCUAUCCCAUACCGCGCGAUGUACAAGUACCGACCGCAAAACCCGGACGAAUUAGAACUGAACGAAGGUGACACGGUGUACGUGCUGGAGAAGUGCGACGACGGCUGGUACGUCGGCUCCAGCCAGCGCACAGGCCGCUUCGGGACCUUCCCUGGUAACUACGUGGAGCGCAUUUGAUAGCGCCAAACGUCGCUGCUCCGGCGGCUCCGACGCGCUACACUCUGUACGCGGAAACGUUAACGCACACAUAUCACUCCCAUAACACACACACAUCACAAUACAGAUUUAUUCAAAUAAAA
This is a messenger RNA of Colias croceus (clouded yellow), 11081 nucleotides long. RefSeq names its product sorbin and SH3 domain-containing protein 1 (gene CAP). Lineage: Eukaryota; Metazoa; Arthropoda; Insecta; Lepidoptera; Pieridae. Bases 382 to 10959 code for a protein of 3525 amino acids. The record is from RefSeq and is a predicted model, not a curated record. Gene Ontology annotation, molecular function: protein binding. The transcript is spliced from 22 exons.